This is a messenger RNA of Rubroshorea leprosula, 1484 nucleotides long. Lineage: Eukaryota; Viridiplantae; Streptophyta; Magnoliopsida; Malvales; Dipterocarpaceae. The record is from the annotation of a GenBank genome assembly.
GUCACCACUGACCUCCAUCCAAAGAAGGACUAACUUUACCUUUCCCCACAGGAACCUCCAAGUCUCUAAUUGGUACAGGCACAUAUGUUCAUGGCGGCCACAAACCAGGAUGCAGAGCCAACAUGGGAAGAAAUUCUGGGCAGUAACAACUGGGACUCUCUUCUUGAUCCUCUCCACCUCUCCCUCCGCCAACUCAUCCUCCGCUGCGGUGACUUUUGCCAGGCUACCUACGACGCGUUCAACAAUGACCAGAGCUCCAAGUACUGUGGCACUAGCCGCUACGGUAAGUCCACAUUUUUUGACAAGGUCAUGCUGGAAUCUGCCUCCGAUUAUGUCGUCUCCGCGUUUCUUUACGCCACCGCUCGCGUCAGCGUCCCAGAGGCCUUCCUUCUCCGUUCCAAGUCCCGUGAGAACUGGGACCGCGAGUCAAACUGGAUCGGUUACAUUGCCGUGACUUCUGACCAAAGAACGGAAGCUUUGGGCCGCCGUGAGAUCUACAUCGCCUUGCGCGGUACCACCAGGGACUACGAGUGGAUUGAUGUUCUCGGCGCAGAGCUCACCUCUGCUAAAUCCCUGCUGCGUCCAAUCACUCCAGAAAAAUUAAUUAAAUCCGACGGUGACAGCAGUAGCAGCGACGACGAAGACAGCGACACCACCCCUAAAGUGAUGCUGGGUUGGAUGACGAUUUACGUCUCCGACGACCCAAAAUCGGAAUUCUCGAAAUCAAGUGCGAGAACCCAACUUCUGCGUAAGAUCAAAUCCUUGAUAGAGCAAUACAAAGACGACAACUUGAGCAUCAUAUUCACCGGACACAGUCUGGGGGCUUCCCUGUCCGUUGUUAGCGCUUUCGAUGUGGCGGAGAACGUGACGGAUGAUAUUCCGGUGGCUGCUUUUGUGUUCGGCUGCCCAAAAGUUGGGAACAGUGCUUUCAAAGAGAGAAUCGAACAGCACAAAAACUUAAACAUUCUGCAUAUCAAAAACAAAAUCGAUGUUAUACCCCACUAUCCCCCAAGAUUGAUGGGGUAUGCUUAUAUUGGAACGGAACUGGUGAUCGACACCAGAAAGUCUAAAAGUUUGAAAGACUCGAAGAAUCCGAGCGAUUGGCAUAAUUUGCAGGCGAUUUUGCAUAUAGUAGCAGGGUGGAAUGGGGAGGAAGGAGAAUUCAAGCUGAAGGUAAAGAGGAGCUUGGUGCUGGUGAACAAGUCUUGCGAAUUCCUGAGUGAUCAGUACUUGGUGCCAGGAUCGUGGUGGGUGGAGAAGAACAAAGGGCUUGUGAGGAACGAAGACGGAGAGUGGGUGAGUGCUCCGCCGGCCGACGAGGACUUACCGGUUCCUGAGUCUGUUUGACUGUUAGAAAAAGUCCAUGGUUGCUUGGUUGUCCUUUUGUGUGUUAUGUCUGUGCCACUUUUAAUUAUUUCUCUUUAAUUAUGCAAAGUUUUAGUUUAAUAGUCCCGUCUGAUUUUAAAUAAUUAUCUCUUUUUUUU